CAGAGCCAACCAUCAAAAAGUUGACAAUUUUCUAGCGCGCUCAGUCGAAAAUCGUUGCUAACCGAAGCCAAAAGGCUCUAGUACAAUUAAGAAACAAACUAAGAAAGAAAACUCUAGCGAACUUUUGCGAAUUUUUUAUUAUUACGAACGAGAAAAAUAAUAAGCAUAAUAUAUACUUAGAUACAGAUACUGUUAAUUGUUAGAGAGAGAUCAAAAGGAAACAACAACAACAGCAACAACAACAAGUACAACAAAUAGUCAAAGUUAACAAUAAAAAAAGAAAUACAAUUAAAAAAAAUGCCACUGCAACCGAUUGAGUCUCCCAAAUGCCCAGUGUGUGGCAAGAGCGUCUAUGCCGCCGAGGAGCGUCUAGCUGGCGGUUAUGUUUACCACAAGAACUGCUUCAAGUGUUCCGUGUGCAACAAAUCAUUGGAUUCGACCAAUUGUGCCGAGCACGAUCGCGAAAUCUUCUGCAAGCUGUGCCACGGCCGUAAAUAUGGACCCAAGGGCUACGGUUUUGGUUCCGGCGCUGGCACCCUCUCCUCGGACAACGGUGUCCACUUCCAAAACGGCAAUGAGCUGCCCGUGAGGAAUGGCGCCCGUCUCGAACCACGUGCGAUUGCCCGUGCGCCGGAAGGCGAGGGUUGUCCGCGUUGCGGCGGUUAUGUGUAUGCGGCAGAACAGAUGCUGGCACGUGGCCGCAGCUGGCACAAGGAAUGCUUCAAGUGCGGCACCUGCAAGAAGGGCCUCGACUCGAUUCUGUGCUGUGAGGCGCCCGAUAAGAACAUCUACUGCAAGGGCUGCUAUGCCAAGCAGUUCGGGCCCAAGGGCUAUGGCUAUGGUCAGGGCGGUGGUGCCCUGCAAUCCGAUUGUUAUGCCAACGAUGAGGGUGCACCGCAAAUGCGUGCCGCCAUCGAGGUGGACAGGAUUCGUGCCCGCCCCGGUGAGGGUUGUCCACGUUGCGGUGGUGCUGUGUUUGCCGCCGAGCAGAAGCUGUCGAAGGGUCGCGAGUGGCACAAGAAGUGCUACAAUUGCAAGGAUUGCCACAAGACGCUGGACUCGAUCAAUGCCAGCGAUGGACCCGAUGGCGAUGUCUACUGCCGCACCUGCUACGGCAAGAAGUGGGGACCCCAUGGCUAUGGCUUUGCCUGCGGUUCCGGUUUCCUGCAGACCGAUGGUCUGACCGAGGAUCAAAUUAGCUCCAGUCGUCCCUUCAUCAAUCCGGACACCACGUCGAUUAAGGCGCCCGAGGGUGAGGGUUGUCCACGUUGCGGUGGCGCCGUCUUUGCUGCCGAACAGCAGCUGUCCAAGGGUAAGAUGUGGCACAGGAAGUGCUACAAUUGCACCGAUUGCCAUCGUCCGUUGGACUCGGUGCUAGCCUGCGAUGGUCCCGAUGGCGACAUCUAUUGUAAGGCCUGCUAUGGCAAACACUUCGGCCCCAAGGGCUUUGGCUAUGGCCAUGCCCCCACCUUGGUGUCCACCACUGGUGAGUCAACCAUCCAGUUUCCCGAUGGUCGUCCGUUGACCGGUCAACGCAGCUCGGGCGGCUGUCCGCGUUGCGGUUUCGCCGUCUUCGCUGCCGAACAGAUGAUCAGCAAGAGUCGCAUCUGGCACAAGCGUUGCUUCUACUGCUCUGACUGCCGCAAGUCUCUGGACUCAACGAACCUCAACGAUGGACCCGAUGGCGACAUCUAUUGCCGCUCCUGCUACAGCCGCAACUUUGGACCCAAAGGCGUUGGCUAUGGUCUGGGUGCGGGCGCUUUGACAACGUUCUAAAAAUUGCAGCUGCAACUGCAACUGAAACUGAACUUUUAACUUAAACUUAAACCAAGCAGCAAUCGUUCCGAUUUAUUUGUUUUAACUUUUAUAGCUGUUUCAAAACCCCAACUAAUUAACUAUCCAAGAACAAAACUAGCUAACUUUAGUCUUCGGUUUUCCAACGAUUUUUUGAUUAACGACUUGCCGAAACUGCUAACGUUUUUUGUCCAUAGGUUAUGUGAGAAAUAAGCUUUAUGAACAAAUUACAAAACAAAAAAAAAAAAAACACAAAAAGUAAUGAGAAAAAAACAACAAAAAAAUAAAAGAAAAUUUUGAAAAAAACCAACAAAAAAAAGAAAUGUAUAAGUUGAACUUCAGAACUUAUAGUACGAAAAUAAAAAUCGAAUUAACGAAUUCAAGUAUCGACAAUGGCACAGGCAAAAUAAAUAAUAAUUAUUAUUGUAACAUAUAGCAGAGUAUGCAGGCUAACACAGCGCAAAACAGUUGCAUCUAUUCACUUGGACUGCACUGUAACGCAGACUACAAAUCUCACGAGAGCGAAAGAGACGAAGUGAAGAGGUGAAGAAGACAGCUGCAGUCAUUUAUCUAUUUCGAUGCGAAAUUAUAUGUAAUAUGCUCCAAUAUAUAAAAACAAAAUACAGAGAAUAUUCUAGA
Molecule: messenger RNA, 2433 nt
Organism: Drosophila grimshawi
Lineage: Eukaryota; Metazoa; Arthropoda; Insecta; Diptera; Drosophilidae
Gene: Mlp84B
Product: muscle LIM protein Mlp84B
Exons: 2
Coding region: 298-1776 (492 amino acids)
Biological process (GO): sarcomere organization; muscle tissue development
Cellular component (GO): Z disc; cytoplasm; nucleus
Molecular function (GO): actinin binding; structural constituent of muscle
Source: RefSeq, a predicted model, not a curated record